This is a messenger RNA of Myzus persicae (green peach aphid), 675 nucleotides long. RefSeq lists its product as uncharacterized. The transcript has a single exon. The annotation marks the transcript as partial. NCBI's taxonomy places the organism in Eukaryota, Metazoa, Arthropoda, Insecta, Hemiptera, Aphididae. The record is from RefSeq and is a predicted model, not a curated record.
AAUCCUUCUACAGUUUCAAGAAUAUUUACUGAAUGUCUUCAUUUUUUAAGUUCAAAGACUAAAGACUUUAUUUUUUGGCCCGAUAAAUAUUCAGUAAAACAAUGUUUACCUGAAGCUUUUAAAAUAAAUUAUCCAGAUUGCAGAUGUAUUAUUGAUUGUACUGAAGUUAAGGUCGAGCAACCAAAUACUGUAGAACAACGGGUUUAUUUAUAUUCAAGAUAUAAAAGUAGUUAUACAAUAAAAUUUCUUGUGGCAAUCAACCCAAAUGGAAUGAUUUGUUUUGUUUCAAAAUGUUAUGGUGGUAGGUCAAGUGACUCAUAUAUUACAAACGAUUCAGGAUUUUUAAAAAAAUUAGAACCCGGUGAUCAGGUACUUGCUGACAAAGGGUUUCCUGGCAUACAAACUGAAAUUGAAAAUAGUAACAGUAUUUUAAUUAUGCCUCCAAUAUUGCAUAAUGGCCGUUUUUCCGAGACAGAAAUACUGGAAACAUAUAGUAUAGCUAGUGUUCGUAUACACAUUGAAAGGGUCUUUGCACGAAUGAAAAUGUAUGGUAUCCUUAAUAAAUUAAAAAUUAACCUUCUUCCCCAUGUUGAUGAUAUUGUACAUAUAUGUUGCGUUUUAACCAAUCUGCAAUUACCUAUAAUUAAGUCUUAUGGUGUAUUUUUUUUUGUUUAA